This is a messenger RNA of Cricetulus griseus (Chinese hamster), 780 nucleotides long. The record is from RefSeq and is a predicted model, not a curated record. NCBI's taxonomy places the organism in Eukaryota, Metazoa, Chordata, Mammalia, Rodentia, Cricetidae.
GGAGCCCGUCCUGCUCUACUCCAGGCCAUGGUGAUUCUACGAUUCAUCACACUUGCUCUGGUGACAGGGCUUGUAGGGGGAGAGACAAGGAUCAUCAAGGGUUACGAGUGCACCCCUCAUUCCCAGCCAUGGCAGGUGGCCCUCUUUCAGAAGACACGGCUUCUCUGUGGGGCAACCCUCAUCAACCCCAAAUGGCUCCUGACAGCAGCCCACUGCCGCAAGCCCCGUUACGUGAUCCUUCUUGGGGAGCACAAUCUGGAGAAGACAGAUGGCUAUGAGCAGAAGCGGAUGGCCACUGAGUCCUUCCCCCACCCCGGCUUUAACAACAGCCUCCCCAACAAAGACCACCGGAAUGACAUCAUGCUGGUGAAGAUGUCAUCUCCCGCCAUCCUUACCCGAGCUGUGCAGCCACUCACCCUGUCCUCCCACUGCGUCACUGCGGGCACCAGCUGCCUCAUUUCCGGAUGGGGCACCACGUCCAGCCCCCAGUUGCGCCUGCCUCAUUCCUUGCGAUGUGCCAAUGUCUCCAUCAUUGAACACAAGGAGUGUGAGAAUGCCUACCCAGGCAACAUCACAGAAACCAUGCUGUGUGCCAGUGUUCGGAAAGAGGGCAAAGACUCCUGCCAGGGUGACUCUGGAGGCCCUCUCGUCUGUAAUGGGUCUCUUCAAGGCAUCAUCUCCUGGGGUCAGGACCCAUGUGCAGUCACCAGAAAGCCUGGUGUCUAUACAAAAGUCUGCAAAUAUACUGACUGGAUCUACGAGAUUAUGAAAAACAACUAG